AUGCGUUCACACAUUCUUGCUUUUAUUCUAUCUGUGCUGCUAGUGGCACUCAAGAAAACUAGUGCAGCUGAUAGCACUAGUGCGAACAAUGCAAGCAGUAAAUCUCUAGACAAGAGCUUAGACGCUGAUAUUAAUGGAGUUAUGAUCCAGGAAUUCAAUCCUUCUAGCAAUAAAAAUGACUCUUUAGAGAUAAAAAAGAAUGUCAGCUUUACAAUAAAGAAAGACGACGGAACAGAGAGCAAAAUAAACACAACAGUAGAGUCAACUAUAAACAAAAAAACAAAUAAAGAGAACAAACAGGCAGAGAAGAAGGGCCCUGCAAAGGCCAUAAAUAACUGA
Molecule: messenger RNA, 339 nt
Organism: Nematocida minor
Lineage: Eukaryota; Fungi; Microsporidia
Exons: 1
Coding region: 1-339 (112 amino acids)
Source: RefSeq, a predicted model, not a curated record